AUGAACAGAUUCCGAUUCAAAGAAGAAAACCCACUCCACAAGAGAAGAGAAGAGGUUCAAAAAAUCACGACCAAAUGGCCUGACAAAAUUCCAAUAAUUCUCGAAAAAGCAAAGAAUUCCCAAUUAGAAGACAUUCCAAAGAAUAAAUUUUUGUGUCCUUCUGAUUAUACGGUGCAGCAGUUUUUGGGCUGUAUCAGAAAAAAGAUUCAAAUGAGACGCGAAACUGCUUUAUUUGUCUUCAUUAACGGGAUAGAACUAGUCUCUGGUGACGCACCAAUGUCGCAGAUUUAUGAGCAGAAAAAAGAUGAAGAUGGAUUCUUGUAUAUGAUCUUCAGUGACCAGGACGUUAUGGGAUAG
Messenger RNA from Blepharisma stoltei, 357 nucleotides. The record is from the annotation of a GenBank genome assembly. NCBI's taxonomy places the organism in Eukaryota, Ciliophora, Heterotrichea, Heterotrichida, Blepharismidae.